AUGGAUGAAAUGGAUGUUCCUUCCCUUUUUCUCUGCCCCAUUUCCUUGGAGCUCAUGAGAGAUCCUGUCACAGUAUGCACAGGAAUCACCUACGACAGAGAGAACAUAGAGAGAUGGUUAUUUUUAUGCAACAACAACACAUGCCCUGUAACUAAGCAGUCACUCAUACACACAGAUCUCACCCCAAACCACACUCUCCAACGUUUGAUCCAAGCUUGGUGCACCCAUAAUGCCUUUUUUGAAAUUGAAACUAUUUCUUCAACUUCAAAUCCAACCUUUGACAAAUCCCAGGUCGUCAAACUCCUCUUAGAAGCAAAGAAGUUCCCAGAAAAACAGCUCAUGUGUCUUAGAAUGCUUCAAUCUCUUGCUUUUGAAAGUGAAAGUAACAAAACCUGUUUGGAGUCUGUAGGGGUGAUAGAUUUUUUGGCUUCUACCAUGAUGAUGAGCAAUAGCCAAGACGGUUCAAAUUCAACUGUUAUGAGUAGUGAAGCAGCUAUUGACGUCUUGUUUCACCUAAAGCCUUGUGAAGAUCAGCUUAAGAACCUAAUGGACAACAAGGGUAUUCAAUUUAUUGAGUCUUUGUUUCAGGUUUUGAAGUUUGGAAACUACCAAUCUCGAGCUUAUGCAACUACGCUUUUGAAGUCAGCAUUUGAGGUGGCUGGUCCAACCCAAUUGAACAGUGUAAGAAUAGAACUUUUUGUGGAGAUAUUAAGAGUGUUAACGGAUCAGGUUUCAGACCAAGCUUCUAAGGUAGCAUUGAAGCUUCUUGUGGAGUUGUGUUCAUUGGGUAGGAACAGAAUCAAAGCUGUUGAGGGUGGUGCUGUUUUAGUCCUCAUUGAGCUUCUUCUUGAUGUUUCUGAAAGAAGAGAAUGUGAACUCAUGUUGUUGGCUUUGGACAGACUUUGUGGCUGUGCAGAAGGAAGAGCUGAGUUGUUGAACCAUGGAGCUGGAUUGGCGAUUGUGUCCAAGAAAAUUUUGAGGGUUUCUCAUGUGGCAAGUGAUAGAGGGGUUAAAAUUUUGACCUCCAUUUGUAGGUAUUCAGCUACACCUAGAGUGCUUCAUGAAAUGUUGCUAUUUGGAGCUGUGUCAAAGUUGUGUUUGGUGCUUCAAGUGGAAGGUAGUUUCAAGGCUAAGGAGAGGGCUAAAGAGACACUCAAAUUGCACUCUAUGGUUUGGAGGAAUUCCCCAUGUAUUCCAGAUCCUUUGCUUGCAUACUAUCCAUGA
Molecule: messenger RNA, 1224 nt
Organism: Abrus precatorius (Indian licorice)
Lineage: Eukaryota; Viridiplantae; Streptophyta; Magnoliopsida; Fabales; Fabaceae
Product: E3 ubiquitin-protein ligase PUB23-like
Exons: 1
Coding region: 1-1224 (407 amino acids)
Biological process (GO): protein ubiquitination
Molecular function (GO): ubiquitin protein ligase activity
Source: RefSeq, a predicted model, not a curated record